CGUAUGAAAAGCUCUUUUGUUAGUAAAUCGUUGUCAGCAAAUCAAUUUUUUGCCAAUUAGACAACAUCUGUUGACCGUGGUGAUUGUAAACAUGCAUGAUGUAAUAGUGCUGAUAAACGAUAGCAAUCACCGUGUUUUCUUUCUGUAUCUUCUGCCGACUUCCUUUAAAAUUAGUAUAAUUUAAGUAGGUGUAAUUUCAACUAAAUUCCGUUUAUAAUGAGUCUCAGAGUUUUCUCAAGGUUGAAUUCUUUAUUGAAAGUGCAAGAAACUUUACUGAUUGGAGGUCGCAGACUAGAGAGUAGCAAUUCUUUUAAAAUUCAAGACGUUAAGGACUUUGAGGAAAGAGUGAAAAGUAGCAAAAAACCUGUGAUUGUAGAUUUUUUUGCAACAUGGUGUAAUCCCUGCCGGACUUUGACUCCUCGCCUAGAAAGUGUAAUUGAGGAGAGGAAGGGAGAGGUACUACUGGCUAAAGUUGACAUCGACGAAAACACGGACCUGGCAAUGGAUUAUGAGGUUGGAGCAGUUCCGGUUUUGCUUGUAAUGCGAGAAGGAAAAGUUCUCGAAAGAUUAGUUGGACUCCAAGACACUGACAAACUGAGGAAAUUUAUCGACCAAGCAAUAGAAGCUCCAGUACCCAAAUAGUCUGUUAUGA
Molecule: messenger RNA, 652 nt
Organism: Bemisia tabaci
Lineage: Eukaryota; Metazoa; Arthropoda; Insecta; Hemiptera; Aleyrodidae
Product: thioredoxin, mitochondrial
Biological process (GO): cell redox homeostasis
Cellular component (GO): mitochondrion
Molecular function (GO): protein-disulfide reductase activity
Source: RefSeq, a predicted model, not a curated record